Amphibalanus amphitrite is the source of this 759-nucleotide messenger RNA. RefSeq names its product 60S ribosomal protein L17-like. Gene Ontology annotation, molecular function: structural constituent of ribosome. Bases 166 to 720 code for a protein of 184 amino acids. Gene Ontology annotation, cellular component: ribosome; cytosolic large ribosomal subunit. NCBI's taxonomy places the organism in Eukaryota, Metazoa, Arthropoda, Thecostraca, Balanomorpha, Balanidae. The transcript has 5 exons. Gene Ontology annotation, biological process: cytoplasmic translation. The record is from RefSeq and is a predicted model, not a curated record.
GAGUCGAUUCUUUAAAUUCAGCAAAUAAAAAUGAAAAUUGUUUGCUUUCUCACAGAAGCAUUACCGAAUUAAUUCCACAAGGUGAUAUUUAAAUUUUGAUCAAUGGACAAUUUCUUUUUAAUUUCCGGCAGCGCCGGUCUUUCCGGAUAAACAACUGUUCCAACAAUGGGGCGGUACGCAAGGGAGCCUACCAACCAGGCAAAGAGCUGCAAGGCUCGCUUUGAUAACCUGCGAGCCCAUUUCAAGAACACCUAUGAGACUGCUAAGGUGCUAAAGAAGAUGCCUCUGCGGCGUGCCACCCGCUACUUGAAGAAUGUCAUCGCCCACAAGGAGUGUGUGCCCUUCACCAGGUUCAGCGGUGGCGUGGGACGCUGUGCCCAGGCCAAGGCGUUCGGCACCACGCAGGGCCGCUGGCCCAAGAAGUCGUGCGAGCACCUGCUACAGCUGCUGCGUAACGCCGAGGCCAACGCCGACUUCAAGGGUCUGGACGUGGACCACCUGGUGGUAGACCACAUCCAGGUGAACCGGGCGGCCAAGAUGCGCCGGCGCACCUACCGCGCCCACGGCCGCAUCAACCCCUACAUGGCCAGCCCGUGCCACGUGGAGAUCAUCCUGACUGAGAAGCAGGACGUGGUCUCGCGCGUCACCGACGACGAGCCCACCAAGAAGAAGGUGUCCAAGAAGAAGCUGGCCAGGCAAAAGCGUGAGAUGAGGGACUAAGCUUUCACCGAGCAAAUACACUGAGUUGGCCGACGCAAA